This is a messenger RNA of Owenia fusiformis, 6011 nucleotides long. Lineage: Eukaryota; Metazoa; Annelida; Polychaeta; Sabellida; Oweniidae. The record is from the annotation of a GenBank genome assembly.
GUGGGUAUGCAGAUGGUGCCCUUUCUGCAAAGGAGACCGUGCUUGCUGCGUAUCUACGUGGAAAAUGUGUCAAAGAGGGAAACUUGGACCAUGGGAGCAUGGCUGCUGUUGGUCUGACGUGGGAAGAAGUGAAUGCACGUUGUCCAGAAGGAGUAGUUGCCGCUUGUCACAAUUCCGAAGACUCUGUCACCAUAUCAGGUCCCAAAGAUAAAGUCGCAGCGUUUGUAGCAGAAUUGAAGGCAGAAAAUGUGUUUGCACGAGAAGUUAACAGCUCUGGAAUUGCCUUCCAUUCUCCAUAUAUGUCAAAAGUGGCACCUGCCUUGUCACAGGCACUUAAAAAGAUUUUAAAAACUCCCGUUAGAAGAAGUAAGAAAUGGGUGAGUUCAUCUAUCCCGGAAGAUCAAUGGGGCGCAGAAUUAGCUGCUCAUGCUUCGCCUGAAUAUUUCGUGCACAAUCUCACAAGUCCAGUUUUGUUCCAUGAAGCCUCAAAACAUGUCCCCCAAAACGCCAUAACUAUCGAGAUUGCGCCCCAUUGUCUGCUACAAGCAAUCCUGAAGAGAUCGCUGUCCCCAGAUUGUGUCAAUGUGGGACUCAUGAAAAGGAAACAUGAUGAUAACAUCCAGUUUAUGUUUACAUCAUUAGGGAGGUGCUAUUUGAAUGGUGUUAACAUUGACCCGCUGAAAAUGCUACCAGAGGUGACAUUCCCGGUGUCCUGCAAGACUCCUAUGAUUGCUCCCUUAGUAUCCUGGAACCACUCACAGUCCUGGGCGGUACCAAAGGCAGACGAUUUUCUGCUGUGCAAUAACAAAUCAGGAGGUUUCAGUUUUGAAUUUGAUAUGACACCUGAUUCCGCGGACCGCCAUAUUCUUGAUCACGUGAUUGACGGCAGGGCCCUCUUUCCAGGAACGGGUUACCUAUUUCUUGCAUGGAAGGCUUUGGCUAAACUGGAACAGAAGUCUUUAGAAGACUUCAAAGUCGAGUUCAACAAUCUGAGUAUACAACGCGCAACCAUUCUACCAACUAGUGGGACAGUAACAUUUGAGGUAGUACUGAUGCCGGGUACAGGUCAUUUUGAGGUCUACAACAGUGGCGCUCUAGCUGCGAGUGGUGCUAUUCGAGUCAAAGAAGGUGAUGAGGACAUAUCCUACAAUUCACCCAUGACUGAAUCUGAGUUGAACAUGAAUAAGGAGGAUGUGUACAAAGAACUGAGACUGAGGGGAUAUGAAUAUGGACCAGAGUUUCAAGGGAUUCUGAGUAGCAAUAUCGAAGGCACACAAGGUGAAUUACAAUGGAAGAAUGAAUGGAUUUCUUUCUUAGACACGAUGCUCCAAAUGUCAGUGUUAAGCUUGCAGACACGGUUUUUGCAGCUCCCAACGCGGAUCAACUCUUUGACGAUCGACCCAAAGAAACACAUUGACUCGAUUGCGAAGUCCACAGCACAAAUUAUCCCAGUACAUGUUUACAAAAAUACAGAUACAUGUGUGUCUGGUGGGGUUGAGAUUCUUGGCUUGCACGUGUCCCUAGCUCCACGAAGACCACCGACCCACUCAAAUCCAAUCUUAGAAGAAUACAGAUUUGUGCCUAAUGUUAGGAAGGAUAGAUAUAAGAAUGACGAAGAUCUACGACAAUAUCAUGCUCUAUGUUGCGAUUAUAUCGAUCAACAAGUGAGAAAUUCUUUGAACAUGUCAGAUCUCAAUUUUUCGAACAACGCAUAUUUCAAGGAAUACAUAUUGAAUGGUGUGAGAAACAAGGUUGACGAGGAAACACUUUCUAAGGCUCUGAGUGAUUCUGAAAAUGUAUGGAUAGCUUUUUUGAAAGAAAGCUUUGAACUCAUAAGGAAUGGUGCCCAAGUGGAUGUCGAGAAAGCAAUAGAACAUUCAAACCUGGUUAAUGAUAAACUGUUUCAAACUAUCCUAAGUGACGGCUCAUUGGCAGCAUUGAUCGGAAUUGUUCUUGAAAAUACGAGGUCGACAAAAUUGAAGAUUGGUGAAGUGAAAACUGCUGGUUUUGAUAUACUGUCGAGGGUACAAGAUUUCCUCAAAAGUCAGCCAAACACUCACUUUGAAUCCACUGUUCUGUAUCGGGAUUCAAAAUCGAUCGACAAAGACUAUUACAAGAAACAUGGCCUGAAACUUGCCAAGUACGACAUGAACAGCAAAGAACCGCUGAAAGAAGUCGUGAAUCUACUUAUAGCCUCUAAUCAGGUUCUUGGACAAAAUGAUGCCGAUAAAGCUCUCGAGAAACUCAAAGAAGCUAUCACAGACGACGGUUUUAUAUUAAUGACAGAACCUCUUGGUGACACCACAAUGGGUAAAGUGCUACAUGGACUUUCUAACUGUACCUCUUCCGAUAAAUUGGGCAAACCACUUUGUAAGACCCUAUCUGAUUGGAUGUCGACAAUGCAACGCGUAGGACUACAUAUAGUGAGCCUUGUAACAGAUGGGCUGUGUAGCGGAACAUUCCUCCUCAGAAAAGAGUCCACACAAUCCCUGAAAUCACAAACAAUCCAAAUAGAUGCAUCCAAUUUUAGUUGGGUAGAUCAAGUUAAAGACUCUUUGAAUGGUCUUAAUCAAAAUAACUCAGCUGACAUUGAGCGACUGUGGUUAAUCGGCGAUGGGGAGCCAAGCAGUGGCAUAAUAGGUCUAGUGAACUGUCUGAAGCAGGAAUUAGGAGGCGAACGAAUAAGAUGUGUAUUUAAUGCAGACAACAGCGAUGUCGGUACGUCGAGCGAACAAAAGGCUGAAGUAGUCGAGAAGAUCAUGAAAAAUGACCUUCUGAUGAAUGUUCAUAAGGACGGGGAGUGGGGAACGUUCAGACACAUACCCCUUCGAAGAGAAACCAAGGACAAUUCAGUUGUGACGGAGCAUGCGUUUGUUAAUGUCGUCCAUCGUGGUGAUCUUUCAAGUCUCACUUGGAUCAAUUCCCCGUCUACGGUAUUAACGCCCAACUCAGACAUUCAACGGUGCAAAGUAAGUUAUGCAUCACUGAAUUUCAGAGAUGUUAUGCUUGCAAGUGGAAAACUUGCUGCCGAUGCAAUCCCCAAUGGACUUAAAAUGGCUGACUGUAAUCUCGGAAUGGAAUUCUCUGGGAUUGAUGAAAAGAGCAGACGAGUCAUGGGUCUUGUGCCGUCAAAGGGUCUUGCAACAACAAUUGAUGCCCCGAAUAGGUUCCUCUGGGGAGUCCCAGACAGCUGGUCAUUGGAGGAGGCGGCAUCUGUCCCUCUUGUAUAUGCAACGGCCUACUAUGCGCUUGUUGUGAGGGGUAGAAUACGUAGAGGGGAUACGGUACUCAUCCAUUCAGGCAGCGGUGGGGUCGGGCAGUCAGCAAUAUCAGUUGCACUGCACUAUGGCUGCAAAGUUUACACGACAGUUGGCUCGCUGGAAAAGAGGAAAUAUCUCAUGGAAAGGUUUCCAGAUCUCAAUGAGCAAAGUUUUAGCAAUUCAAGAGACCUAAGCUUUGAAAGUCAUAUCAUGAAUUCAACUAAAGGAAGAGGUGUUGACGUGGUCCUCAAUUCCCUUGCUGAGGAGAAGCUUCAUGCAAGCCUAAGACUUCUUGCGCCCCAUGGUCGGUUUCUCGAAAUAGGAAAGUUUGAUCUUUCGAACAAUGCAAAUCUUGGCAUGGGUUUAUUUCUGAAAAAUAUAAGCUUCCAUGGCAUUCUAGUGGACUCUCUUUUUGACCCUGGAAAUAGAGACUGGCUGGAUACGUAUACUUUAGUUGAACAAGGAAUCAAAGAAGGCGUUGUGAAACCAUUGAACACGACUGUAUUUGCUAGGACCGAUGUUGAGAAUGCAUUCCGAUUCAUGGGCCAGGGAAAGCAUAUUGGCAAAGUUGUCAUCAAAGUAAGAGAACCCGAUCAAGUCAACGAAUCGAUUAUGGUCCAAGCUUUACGUCGAGCUGCAUGCGAUCCGGACAAAAGUUAUAUUAUAACUGGAGGUCUAGGAGGAUUUGGUCUAGAAUUAGCACAAUGGCUUGUAGAGAGAGGGGCAAAGAAGUUAGUCUUGACAUCAAGAUCAGGUGUCCAGAAUGGAUACCAACACAGAUGCAUUGCUAUCUGGAGGGAGCAUGGUGUUAAGGUGGUUACAUCUCAAAUUAACAUCACCAGCGAAACGAAUGCUCGGAGGUUAAUAGAGGUUGCGAAUGAACUUGGACCAGUGGGGGCUGUGUUCCACCUGGCCAUGGUUCUAAAAGAUGGGUUGAUGGAAAACCAGAAUGAAGAAAUGUUCAAAAUCGUUUGUAACACAAAAGCUCAAUCUUGUAUCUAUAUGGACAUGGCUACACGCCUACACUGUCGAGAAUCUCUUCAUUGGUUUGUUGCGUUCUCUUCCGUAAGCUGUGGACGGGGCAACCCUGGGCAAGCCAACUAUGGGUAUGCUAAUUCCACCAUGGAAAGAGUCUGUGAGCAACGCCAAAAGGAUGGCCUUCCAGGUUUAGCGAUUCAGUGGGGUGCAAUAGGUGAUGUAGGCGUUGUGAUUAAAACAAUGGGUGGAAACGACACGAUUGUUGGUGGAACACUUCCUCAGAGAUUACACUCAUGUCUCUCAACAAUAGACACAUUUCUCUCUCAGGAUUGCCCCGUUGUCUCCAGUGUAGUCCUUCCAGAGCGCUUUGAGGGUGAGAGAAACAAGAAAGGAUCCAAGAGCAGUAUCGCAGAUAUGGUUGCCCAUAUUCUUGGGAUUAAGGAUAUCUCAUCGGUUAGCCCCACAAUAACACUGGCUGAUAUAGGUUUGGACUCUCUGAUGGGAGUUGAGGUGAAACAGGCUCUUGAAAGAGAGUACGACCUGGUCCUCUCGAUGAGGGAAAUUAGACUGCUAACCAUGGAAUCACUUCUAGCAAUGGCUGAGAAUGAUUGUCAACCCGCUGAUGAAUCUACCAAUGAAACAAAUUCAAUAACUUUGAAGAAUAAUGUAGAUGAGAGAUAUGACCUUCAACAUAUCAUGCCCAAUGUCACACUCCUGAAACUUAACAAUGUUGACAAUGGAAAAAGCCCAGUCUUCAUAGUUCAUCCCAUUGAAGGUGUUGUUAAGUGUUUAAGAAGUCUGGCGUCUCACAUGGACCGCCCCGUAUACGGCCUCCAAUGCACGCUGGAGGCCCCCAUUGACUCUGUAAAUAGCUUAGCUGCAUUCUACAACCAGAACAUCAAAACUAUUCAAAGUGAAGGACACUACAAUAUUGCAGGAUACUCUUUCGGUGCCUGCAUUGCUUUCGAGAUGGGACUACAACUUGAACGCGAAUGUUGUUUGGACACACUGGUUCUACUUGAUGGUUCGCAUUCAUAUGUUGCAGAAAGAACGCAGGCUUAUAAAGAGACGCUCACAUCAAAAACACCCUCUGAUAUAGAACGCCUCUACCUUUGUAUAUUCACCAUGCAUCUUUUGACACUUGAUUACACAACGCUUGAAAAGGAGCUUCAACUCUGUGAGGAUACUUUAGAGAGUCGUUUGGAAGUUGUUGUCGAUAAACUUCUAUCAACUAAUGCAUUUUCUGAUAAGGACGAUCUUAAAUUAAUUGGGAAAUUCUUCUGUCAGAAACUGCAAAUUUCAGAUGAUUACAAACCAAGUGCCAAGUUUGGUGGGUCGUUGAAACUCAUUAAGGCUACGAAAGCCAUCGAGUCUUUUGAAGCAGAUUAUGGCCUUGCAAAGGUUUGCCACCAACUACCCGUUAAAGUGGAGGUGGAGGGCGAUCACGAAUCAUUCAUCCAGGGAGAAAGUGCUAAGGAAGUCGCUAGGAUACUAAUGGACGCUUUCUCAAAUUAAAUAGAUUUCUAAAAUCCAAAACAAGGUAUAACCUUAGAAACAUCGUAUGCAUAGAACUGGAUACAAAAACGUGUACUUAAUAAUGUAGAUGAAUAAGAAUUCAUUUGCUUAAAUUAUAUUCAAUAAAACCAAUAUUUGGACACAUACCAAUGGUGCGUGUGCUGUAGAACAACCUGCUAAUGACAAUUUAUUACAAAUGUGAAUAUGAGUUAUUAGCGCCAUAAAUACAGGCGUUCACUGUAUGUAGUUAGUAAAUAA